AACCACAGACUGUUAACAAACAGGCCGCCAGUUUCAACAUGCAAGAUUGUCAGAGAGCGUCAGCACACAUUUCUCGUACUUAUUAUUAUUAUUAUUAUUAAUAUAAUAGAAAAGCUCAGCAUUUAAACUAAAGUUUGUAUCAGAGUGUAUCAUUUCUGUGUACAUCAACUCAUUCAACUUGUUCAAGUGAAACAGACCAAAUGAAUAGGGGUGGAUCAGGGCUACAAGAGAGGAACAGGAAGAGAUAGAACAAGCAGACUUGUGAGACAGUGAAGUUGUCGAGGCAUCGUGUCAGCUUUUAGCUCUUUUCAGAUUCGUUUGUGCGAAGCACUCGUAUAGUUUGGCUGAGCUAUGUGGGAGUUAAUGCAUGUUCGUACACGGAGGUGAGAUGCAUGUGGGCUAUACUUGACAUUCCGCUCUGAGGACCUCAUUUUAACUCUUCUAAGGUUGAGAAGGCUUCUUCAAUGGAGAGCUGUGUAGAAGUUAUGUCGGACUGCCCCGAGGUCAAAGUUGAAACCUCAGCGGACGACAAGCAUUUGGAGCCCCUUCUCAUUCUCGAGGAGGGGGACGAACCUUCGGAUGUGAUAAACAGCGGAGAGAGAGGAAGGGCCGUGCUGAGAGUUUGGACGGCUGAUGAAAACACAGAAGAUGAAGCCGCAGAGGGAAGCUCACAUGAUCACAACAAUGUCCGAGUAGAUGAAAGUGAGAGUGAAGCGGUGGAAAUGAACCGGGAGACUCUAGAACGGCAGGUGGACGGUACAAAAACCCAUGAGGGAUUGUCAGACGGGACAGCUGAGGAAAAACCCACGGCUCAAGCAGAAGUGAAGCUGCGGCCCAAAGACACACUGAGCCCUCAUGAUGCAAAGCCUAUGGUUCACAGGUUAUCUCCAGAUUUCCCUGACGCUCUGUGUGAGCUGCUGUUCGCGUUACAGGAGGGCCGGCGGCUCAACGACCAGCGCUGCUCGUUCCGUCUGGAGCACCGCAGGAGAUGCUACUCUGAGCCCAGCACGCCCCGCCACAGUCAGAGAGUGGUGUUCUCCUCCAUGACGUCGCUGCAGAAGGAGGAAUUCUUCGACCUGUUGGCGACCUCACAGGCCCGUCGACUGGAUGACCAGCGCGCAGAACUCCAGGACGCUCCCCCCGCCCCCCACCCCCCCUGACCAAAGCCAAACAGAGGAAGAGCAGCUGUAAGGUCACAGAGGUCACCCGAGCGGUUCCCACACCAGCACCCAAAGAGGACUUAUACAACAUGAUCGUCAACUCACAAGCCCAGGGCCGGCUGGAGGAGCAGCGCAGUGCGGCUCCAGGACCGAUGGACGAUGAGGAUUUCUUCUCUUUGUUGCUGAAGGUUCAGGGCGGGAGAAUGGAUGAACAGAGAACGGAGCUCAAACCUGUUCAUUAAUCGAAUCAAACGAGAGGUUCCUGCUUUACUGGGCCUGUCACGGUGUGAGUUUAUGAUGCCAGACCCUUUCCUGUCCACACAUGAAUAAAUACAAAAUCAGACUACCGAUAUAAGAACACUUGCACUACUUCUCAACAUUGCUACAUGUGUUGCGCUUCACAGCUCUACAGCGAUAAUGAAUGGGAGAGAAACAGAAAAAAUCUGCUUUAAAUAUUCAGGGUAAUUUGAAGGAUCUUUGCCUCUUUCUGUUAUGUAUAUGCUAAAUAAAUGUUUGAAUGUUAA
Messenger RNA from Megalobrama amblycephala (Wuchang bream), 1684 nucleotides. Its product is annotated as G-protein-signaling modulator 1. The record is from RefSeq and is a predicted model, not a curated record. Bases 465 to 1160 code for a protein of 231 amino acids. Lineage: Eukaryota; Metazoa; Chordata; Actinopteri; Cypriniformes; Xenocyprididae. Gene Ontology annotation, molecular function: GTPase regulator activity; protein binding. The transcript is spliced from 5 exons.